CAGACGGACGGACGGCCGGACAGUCAGUGAGUGGCAGUGCACUAUGUAGCAUGUGGCACUUACUCCCCUUCUUGGCAAUCCUCUGCGCUCGUAUAAAAGGUCUCCAGAUCACGUCACUGUUGGUGCCUCCGUACGUCGUCAACAACUCUGGCCUGGUGGUGUUGGACUGUCAGUACACUCUCACACCCUACGACCUGCAGCUAGACUCGGGGUUGGUGGUCAAGUGGUUCUUCAACAACGGGCCCGCUCCGGUCUACCAGUGGAUCCCCAGCCAGCGACCUCAAGACCUCGGUAUCCUCCGAGGUCGGCUGGACCUCGACUACCGAGCUUCGGACAACAACGCCACCAUGUUCCGCGCCCUCUCCAUCUUGAAUCCUACCACAGAUCUGUCUGGAGAGUACCGCUGCGCCGUGUCCACCUUCACCGACGAGGACUUCAUGAUACAGAAGAUGAUCGUUUAUGCUCCAGAAAAGCGGAUGGAGAUGACUCAUACCAAGACAGAUUCUGAGAGCGCUAACGUGACUUGUGCAGGAUACGGCCUCUAUCCAGAACCCAGGAUAGCAUUCUACAGGGAUCCGUACACACCUCGAGUUAGUAAGCCACUACAAGGAGUGACGAUAGAGACCAGUUCCAGGACAGGACACUACGAUAUAUCUGCCAAUAUGGUGUUCCGGGACAGUGACCUGCGAUCCCCCACCAUCUUUAUUUGUGAGAUUUGCAUCCCCACCACAGAGUACUGCCGGCGCAAGCGGCUAGUCUACUAUCCGGGCAGUAUAACAAGUUAUCACUCUGAUAGCAGAGGAUUGAGAGGGAAUGUGACUACAUGGUUGAUACUUCUGACUCUAUUGAUAUACCAUUAGCAGUGAAUCAAGAGAUACCAAUGCACAGUUUCUGGAUAAAAGCUCCAGAGAUGGUCUGCAGAAGUUGUGGUUCCUAUCAGGGGGUGUUUUGAAAAAAGAACACUCGUAAUAUAUGUACAUAUAGCUGACAUAUCUUUUGUCAAUGUUCCAGUUAUUUGUAUUCUUUGUAGCAGUUCAUUAUAAUGUCUUCCUGUUCUUCAAGUUCUGAUUAUGAUUAUUUUUUAACUACUAAGAAAAUGUAGUAUACUGCAUACUUGUAUAUGUCAAAAAUACAUUUUUUGUUUUAAAAUAUGCAAAUUAUUAAAACCAGGUAAUUAAGACAUGUAUAGAGUGAUAAAUGACAAAGGGUGUUUAUUUCCUCUAACUGGUCGUCUAUUACAUCGGUCGAUAAAACAGUACAUUUUUAGAGAUAUUUUUAUUCAAUUCCAACAAUUUUGACAUUAUAAAAGCAAUAAUAGCAUUGCGUAAAACUAUAAUAUACUUGAAAUUCCAUCAACAAUACUGUAAAUUAAUACUGUUGUUAAAUGUAAAUUAUGUAUACCCUUUUAUUGAUUCUAAUGAAGCGAAGUAUACGAAAUUAAAUUCAUAAUUGCCUAAAUAAGUGAUAUAAUACAAUUAGAUUUAAUGUAUCCUGAAAUAUCUUAUCUACUUCAUUGCGUAUUUAUUACCUUAUCCUCUCAGUCACGACGAAUGUCGUGUGUAAUGUGGUCACAUAAACACUCGUAUUAACAGCUUUCUCUAUUUGUCUACCAUAUAAACAGUAUAAAUAGCACAUACGAUUUCAUACUUUUCUUUUAUUUAUUUUUUGCUCAUUUUUUUCUGUACACUGGAAAUUACUUAUUUAAUUUCAGGCACAAUUUUAGUUCAAUUAAUAGAUUUGUGAUUAUAGUAGACAAAUAUAAAAUUGCUUCAUCGACAUAUAACUGUUUUGAUACAUAUAACUCUGUAACUAAAAUUUUAAAUUGAAAUAUCUGAUUUAAUGAAGUAAAAGUAACGUUUGAGUUACUUUUAUGAACGAUGAGAUCGCAAUGAACGCGGCGCGCGGUGUGCGUCGAGCAAGAUUUAUUCGUUAUUAACUACCAGAAACGCGGUUUUUCACAUUUCACAUUUGAUUACAUCCAUUCAAUUUAUAGCCUUUUAGCUUUAGAUUAAAACUACUGAAAAAUAAUCAAUGGACAUAAAUAUCUGUACAUAGGUAAUCUUGUAAUUGUACACAAUAAUUAAUUGUUUUUAAAGGUUCGUAUUAAUUAGAAAGAACUAUUUGGAUUCUAUUACAUUCAACUUUAGCUUUAGGUGUUGCAUAUUACGCUUUGCUUGGAGUUGCUUUAGUAAUGGGAAUUAAUUUCAGUGAUGGCAUUCUUUAAAGUUAGUGAUUAAAGAGUUUGACUCUAAUUUAAUGUAUACGUUUUUAUAUUAGCUUAAGUAAUCCAUUGUUAUAGUGUAUUAUUAAUUAUACAAAAUUCUAAUGCUUGAUCUUGUAAAUAACGUGUAAAUUAUAGUGAUACGUAUAUUUUCAUAAUGAAUCCCCCGAGUCUACAAUGUAUACAGAACCACACCUUACCAUUUGGAAUUAUAUAAUGUAGUUUAUCUAUUUUUUAAUGUUCUACAAU
This is a messenger RNA of Homalodisca vitripennis (glassy-winged sharpshooter), 2470 nucleotides long. RefSeq lists its product as uncharacterized. The transcript is spliced from 7 exons. The record is from RefSeq and is a predicted model, not a curated record. The coding region runs from base 51 to 860 and encodes 269 amino acids. Lineage: Eukaryota; Metazoa; Arthropoda; Insecta; Hemiptera; Cicadellidae.